Gadus macrocephalus (Pacific cod) is the source of this 4932-nucleotide messenger RNA. RefSeq names its product protein shortage in chiasmata 1 ortholog. Gene Ontology annotation, biological process: resolution of meiotic recombination intermediates. Bases 120 to 4760 code for a protein of 1546 amino acids. The record is from RefSeq and is a predicted model, not a curated record. Gene Ontology annotation, molecular function: single-stranded DNA binding; ATP hydrolysis activity. Lineage: Eukaryota; Metazoa; Chordata; Actinopteri; Gadiformes; Gadidae. Gene Ontology annotation, cellular component: condensed nuclear chromosome. The transcript has 30 exons.
CAUAGGCACUAUCCACUCGCCAUAAACCAGGGCUCUCAACCUCAACCGGCCGUCUCAAGCUCAUCGUGUUCGAUACGCGUGUGUUUUUGUCGUUGGCCAGUUUUAACAAACCCAGCACAAUGGCCCAAGAGGACAGCUCAUCGAUCUUCAACGCCGUCACAUACAAAGAACUGGACUACUACUUUGAGGCCGUCACUAGUUUGAAGGUGAGGAUGGAUUGCCUGGCCCUGCCCGUGCUAUAUGAUAUCAGCAGUGAUGUCUAUCCUCACACCGGUCACCUCGCUGGAGAUGCCUACAGGAAGCCAUGGAUCAGAGGAAGUGUUAUCUCAACCUGCAAGCUGUCGGUGAAUGUAUGUAUACUGGAUGACCCAAGAAGAAAGGAACAGCCAGUUCAUCUGCCUUUGGAAAGGUUAAGGAAUAAAGGAGAGCUGAUAGAUGUGGUACCAAGUCCAGAUCAAAACUCCCAGCAAGGUUUUGACCAGGACGCGUUAGCAAGACUCUUACAGGACUCAAACUGUUUCACACCAAGGCAAGAACGCUUUUACAAGAGCACAACUGACCUCAUGUCAGUCACAUAUAACAACAAGGAUCUCCUGCUAGAAGAGGUCCUGGGGCCUCUCGCUGUCUUGAAGAGUCACUUGCACACGCUGAAAGCCAAGCUGUCAAGUCUGAGUAGGAUUCAAGUAUUAGACCCUCUCCUCAACACAAGCAUACUCUCAGAGGAUUUCAUACUCAGGCAUUGUGCACCUUAUGAGAUCCCUCCUUAUGCAGACAAUAAAGAAUUUACAACCAGCUCACACGUACAUGAAGAGUUCCACACAGAGGCUGUGCUCAAUCAUGAUUCUCUACUAUUACCAGUUGGUCUGGAAAUACUCUACCUCUACAGAGAGAAUUACUGCAGCUUGAGCAUUGAACAGGUCCUGAAAGUUGCUCCCGAGCUCCUGGAGUAUCAAGUCUCAACACUUAAUGUGCUUCGUAAGGCUAACCUUCAAGCUUCACAGCUGGCAGUGGACAUUAGCCGGCUUAAUCCAAUAAAGGAGACGGCUUCUGAUAUUAAGAUGGUUGGAGACCCCUUAGGCUCUAUAGGACACAUGGUUCUUUCUACUGCGUUGGAACUGGACCUGCCUCUGACACCCCCUACCCAGGCUGGUUUAACCCUGCUCUGGCUGUCUGGCACUCAGCUCCCUCUGGAACAACUGUCCCUGCUCCACAGACCAUCUUUAGUCUCACCGAGAGAUCAGCAGGAGAUGGAGCUGUAUGUCUGGAAAGCAGAGAAGCACCUCAACUGUGUACUGGGCUUUCUGUUGACUGAACCACAAACACACAAUCCAGCUGUGGAGUUCUACCCUGUGUCCAAUGCCCUGAAGGAGCUGAAUAAGGAGAUUUUGGUCUGUGUUCAUGGCAGCAGUGAUGCUAUCCUACAGUCACAGAUGCUGUGGGUGAAAGGAGUACCUGGGUUGUGUUUUAGCUGCUGUGAGUUCACAGAGAACCUGACCUCUGGAUCUUCCAGCACCAAGGAGCCUACCAUGGAAGACUUCACAGCACUGUCUCCUGAACACAUUGAAAAUAUUCUGACAGCACAGGAAAAGGAUAGUGUGCCCGAAGUGUCAAUCAAAGGGGUGAAAUCCAUCUUGAAGAAAGGAGUUCCAUCAGAUCAACCAGCAAUACCUAUGAACUUUGAUACGUCCACAUGUGCUGUCAGAAAAAAUAAAGUCAAUGUUGUAAGCCAAGUUCAUCAGAGCUUCAUGGUCCUAACUAAUGAAAAACAAAUAGAAACCUCUGCGCUGCUGCCAGCAGUUAGUGUUUCCAAUUCAACGGCCAAAGAGAAAUUUUUAGUAUGUGAAACCACAUUCCUGGAUCUGAAGGACACUUCCAGACAUGUAACCAGACCUGCCACCCGUAACCAGAGCCAACCCAGUUUCUGCACUUCCUUUGGUGCUGAACGUGCCAAAUCCGCCCAUCUUUUGUUGAGAAACAAUAAGAGGAGUCUCCUGGCAGAGAAAGAUCCAGACCCUCUGUCCACCUUUAUGAUGCUCCGGUCCCAGCAGACAUCCCCUGACCCUGUAUUACCCCAGCCAUGCCCCGGAUACACAGAAGGACCAAGAGUGCAGCAGCCAACUCCAGCAAAACCUCAGUCACACCAUAUCCUGGGACCCCACGGCUGGCCCAUGGUGAGGACUGGGGUUGUCGCAAGUCACUCAGCCCCAGUCCAAGAGACAGAGGCUCAACCGCCCAGUCAGGCCCUUCCUGGUCCCCCGCUUAUUCAGGACAGACAGGAAGGAAGAGUUGCAUGUGUUGAAGCCACAGAGAGUGUGUGGCGUGCGUACUGUGAGCUGUUGGCCGUCGCCCAGCCCAGUCUGUCCAGGGCCAGGGAGCUGGGGCUCAGCUGCCCGGCCUGGGGAGACUUCAGCAGCAUCACCCCUGACCAGACCCGCUUCGUCCUCAGACAGCAGGAGAAGGAGCUCUGCAGGCAGCAAGGAGAAGUUCAGAGAGAUAAAGAGCUGCUGUUCAACCAGACGGCCCUGAUCCAUGUUCUGGUGACCUUCAAAGACAUGAUGCUUCAGUGUGACCUCAUCACAGCUGUGGAGUACCUGACCCAGGCUGCCAUAGCGUGUUCAGGCCAGCGCCUAGAGCAGCUGGUGAAGCGACUGCAGGUGGUGGUUUAUCUCAGCCACCGGAACCAGGAGCCCAACCCCAAGCUUCUGGAGCUGCAGGACCAGCUGCUCUCGUGGCUCCAGAGCAGACACAGCUCCUCGGACAAGGUUCUAAUCUUAACAACAGUUGAUAGUGACACCACAGCCACAAUAGUGCAAGCCCUGAACCAAGCUACAGGUGAGGCUGCUACUGCAAUUGGUCCCGAGGAGGGCCAGCCCAAGCUUAAUGGCGCCACGGUGACCAACAGUGUGUGUGGGGUGGUGUGCGUUGUGGCGUGUGGUCAGCACAUAGGAGCAGACUUCCCCUGGCCGUGCUUCUCCCUGGUGGUGGAGUACGACCGCCCGGGACAUUCCCCGUGGGGAGCACUCUGCAAGGAGAAGAACAUCCAUCAUCUCUGCCUCCUCACCAGCCUGCCCCGCCGGGAGGUCCCGUCAGCCUGUCUGGAGGAAAGCGUACCAUUUGUGCUGCUGGUCACAGAUGGACUCCUGAACAGCCCUCUGCUCCUCCAAACACUGGAGACCAGACACAACAUCAGUGUUUUGGAGCGGAGCUACUCACCAGCUCUGCAGUUGUUUGGAGGAACACAGCACUAUGUGAUUGUCACUGUCAACGAAAGCACUGCAAUUGUUAUCCAGGACCAGGAGGAGCUGGGCCAUGCUGGCUACAGUGAGCGUUUUGUGAUGAGGCUAACUGCUCUGUCUCUACAGUACAGCCGCUGCUGGCUCAUCCUGCACUGUCCAGAUAGCAAGGCCGGAGGACUAUCCAGUGAAGCCUUCAGCAGCCUGGUGUUGGUCUACUCAUCUCUGGUUCUGUUUGGUAUGAGGUCUGAGGACCUAGACGUCAAGGUCCUUAUGGUGUCAGAGGUGGCGGACAUGGCCCAGUGGGUUAGCCGGAUCUGCUUCCACAGCCUCAUGUCCAGCAAAAGGGAGCCAAGCGUCUACCUGGACUUGCACUGGCUGGCUGUCAUGCCUUCAGAGGAGGACUGCUCUUUGCUGCUGUUCCCGUGUGUGAACCCUCUGGUCAGUCAGCUGAUGCUGAGGAGGGCCCCUUCCCUGGCAUGGCUUCUGGGGGCCGAGCUCUCUGAGCUGGAACUGCUGCUCCCUGAAGUCCCUCACAAAGUACUCAAGCUUUUCAGCGACACCACGACCCUGUACCAGCUAGGAACGGAGCCAUCCUCUCCAGACAUACUCCCACACCACACUCAGACCAGCCUCAGGGAGCCCAGGAGACCCUGGACCUCUGGGGCUUAUAACACCCUUCCAUCCACACCAAUAAACCAACAAUCAGAACCCAGCACUGCCGACCCUGCCAUCCACUUCCUGUUCAGGGAAAAGCCAAUAGAAACCAGCUACAGUGAGCCAGAGCCCAGCUUGGCUAUGCUGGACAUAAACGCAGUCUUCCAAGCCGAUCAGAGUGUCUUGUUUGGCGGGUCCACCUCUCUCCAGGGUGCAUGGGCCAGAAAAGAGCCAUGGCAAGAUGAGAAGGAGGUGGAGGAGGAGGUGCAGCCCCUUCAGAGUGAAGUGGACGACUGGAUCCAGAGGAUCCUAAGGAACUCUGUAACCUCACCCUAUCACCCACACACCACUGGAUCCUCACCCUACCACCCACACACCACUGGAUCCUCACCCUACCACUUUCACACAACUGGAUCCUCACUCUAUCACCCUCAAACCACUGGAUCCUCACCCUACCACCCUCAAACCACUGGAUCCUCACCCUACCACCCUCAAACCACUGGAUCCUCACCCUACCACCCUCAAACCACUGGAUCCUCACCCUACCACCCUCAAACCACUGGAUCCUCACCCUACCACCAUCACACCACCGGAUCCUCACACUGGUACUGUGUGCCAGGUGCGAGGCCCCCGGAAGAGACCCCGGCGUGGGGAAGCAGUGUCCACAGUAGUGGCGUUAGCAGGGGGGCCAUGGGCAUCUCCCCAGGCUAUGGCUCGCGGUGCUGGACGAUGGGACUGGAAAGGAAGAGGAGCGGGGUGGCAGCCGGCCUGGUGGACACAGUGCUGCCGCCAUUGAAGAGGGGAAGACUUGGCUUUGAGAAGGUGCCGGGCAGGUGUGAUGGGCAGACAAGACUAAGGUUCUUAAAAUAACAAUUAGACCUCAGUUUAUCCCACCAUAUACAAAAGAGACUGGGACCUUCUAACGCAGUUUAUCUUCAAUUAGCCCAUUAAUUAUUACACUAUUUUGUUAUUUAUUUAUAUAAUAAUAAUAUUAAUAAAAAUAAACACGGAUCAAAUGCAUACUUUGAAGUAUGUCCCCCUA